This is a messenger RNA of Zootermopsis nevadensis, 4634 nucleotides long. RefSeq names its product nicotinic acetylcholine receptor beta2 (gene nAChRbeta2). Gene Ontology annotation, biological process: monoatomic ion transmembrane transport. Gene Ontology annotation, cellular component: postsynaptic membrane. The record is from RefSeq and is a predicted model, not a curated record. Gene Ontology annotation, molecular function: acetylcholine-gated monoatomic cation-selective channel activity; transmembrane signaling receptor activity. Lineage: Eukaryota; Metazoa; Arthropoda; Insecta; Blattodea; Termopsidae.
CGUGUGCUGUAAUUAUUUAAUGAAACUGCUUAAAACCUUUCACGUUUCCUAGUCUGGAUAUUAAAAUUGCAUUUAUUAAUAGCUUAACCCAAAUUAAACACAGGUCAUUUAUUUUUUAUAAAAUAUGAACUUGGCAAGUUCAUAAGAAGUUUAAAAUAACAAGACACAUAUUUAUUUUAUAGAUUUCUCUGUGGUUUGCGUGUCGUAAAUAUAAUGCUGAAAAUUGUUUGUCCGGGCAUUGUUAUUAACAUUGUUUAAUACUAGAUUCCUUUAAAAACAAUUUUUGUUAUGUACUUUUAAUCAUGUAAUUUUGCGUAUUCAGUACAGUUUAAUAUCUAUUUAACGCUGUUAGUUACAAGGCACGCCGCAAUGCCAACAGCGUUUGUUUUUUCAUAGUAGUUUCAUAUUAUACCGCAUUUCCGCGGAGCGUUGGUUACUCUGUGUCUUCUAUUGAUUACGUCGGCCGACAUGUUGGAUUGAUGCUGAGCGCCGCUGGACCGAUUCUGUGUGUAUCAUCUCCCGGCUAUGGCACUAUAGUAUCUGUUAAAAUAAAGAAUGAAGUAGUUUGCAACAAAAAGUCUUUAAUUAGGAUGAAAUUAAAUGCAGUACUAUGAAGUAUGAAACUGUGAAGGCGGUGUACUGCUAAAAGUCUAAGAAUGUUGUUUCGAAUGCACCGUAUUUUGGUCCUGUUAAGUUUCCUAACGAUAACAUCAGGGUUGAAGUCUGUGACCUACGAGGCGAACCCAGAUGCGAAGCGGCUGUACGACGACCUAAUGAGCAACUACAAUCGUCUGAUCAGACCAGUCAGCAACAACUCGGACACUCUCACGGUCUGGCUGGGUCUCAAACUAUCCCAACUCAUCGAGGUGAAUUUGAAGAACCAAGUUAUGACGACGAAUUUAUGGGUCCAGCAGAAAUGGAAAGAUUACAAACUUCAUUGGGAGCCAGAGGACUAUGGCGGUGUUGAGAUGCUAUACGUCCCGUCGGAGCACAUUUGGCUACCCGACAUCGUGCUUUAUAACAAUGCGGACGGCAAUUAUGAGGUCACACUAAUGACAAAGGCGACCCUCAAGCACACGGGAGAAGUGUACUGGAAGCCUCCAGCGAUCUACAAAUCCUCCUGCGAGAUUAAUGUUGAGUAUUUCCCAUUUGAUCAGCAAAGCUGCAUCAUGAAGUUCGGUUCCUGGACUUACAAUGGCUUCCAGGUUGACUUGAAACACAUGGACCAGCAACCGGGAAGUAACCUGGUGAAUGUUGGUAUUGACCUGAGCGAGUUCUACUUAUCUGUAGAAUGGGACAUUCUGGCAGUCCCUGCGCGAAGGAAUGAAGAAUACUACCCCUGUUGUGCAGAGCCUUAUUCCGACAUCACGUUCAACUUGACGAUGCGCCGAAAGACUCUGUUCUACACUGUGAACCUCAUCAUCCCCUGCGUUGGAAUCACGUUCCUCACUGUGCUGGUGUUCUACUUGCCUUCCGACUCGGGCGAGAAGGUGUCGCUCUGCGUCUCCAUCCUCCUGUCACUCACAGUGUUCUUUCUGCUGCUCGCUGAAAUCAUCCCACCAACAUCUCUAGCGGUACCUCUGCUGGGCAAGUACCUGCUCUUCACCAUGAUACUCGUCACGCUGUCCAUCUCCAUUACCGUCUUCGUCCUCAAUGUUCAUUUCCGUUCUUCUUCCACGCACAAGAUGUCUCCGUGGGUGAAGCGUGUCUUCCUAAAUUUCAUGCCCCGAUUGCUUAUGAUGCGCCGACCACAUUAUUCGUCGCGGGAAAAUAUCGAAGAAACAAACUUUUCAGACAACGGCAAUACCAACGAAAUGGACGUCAGGGACAGCAUAAGCGACCCAUAUCCAUUGGAAAUUAAAGGGAGUCCAGGGUUUGAAUCUGUAUCAACGGCGUACAAGACGGUACUCAGCCAGGACGAAGAAACCAGGCAGCACCAGCCACAUUCAUCCGUGACGGACUCUGAUAACACCUUGCCGCGCCAGCUGUCACCAGAUGUCCUGUCUGCCUUGCAGGGAGUGCGCUUCAUAGCACAGCACAUCAAAGACGCCGACAAGGACAAUGAGAUUGUUGAAGAUUGGAAGUACGUGUCGAUGGUACUUGAUCGCUUCUUCCUCUGGGUGUUUACGCUCGCUUGCAUCGGGGGAACCUGUGGAAUUAUUUUCCAGGCGCCGUCACUCUACGACAAGCGCAAGCCGAUUGACGAAGUACUGUCCGGGAUUCCUCUGCGUAAGAACAACUUUCAGGUGCCCCAGGAUGACUAUGAAAACUGAUAAUCAGGGCACUGUCACAACACCACAACGUCACGGACUAAACAGGAUAUAAUAAUUUUCAAGUUUUACAGUUUUAGUAUGUUUGUAAGAAAUGGCGUUGCCUUUGAAGAAUAUUGACAAACCUUUCUGUAAAAUGUAUUUUCAGAUACAAAGUCAUUGUAUUAUUUGGUGAGAUUUCAAGUUCUCACGGCGACUGGAAGACGGUUUUCCGAUGGGAUGUUGCGCUCUGUGUUAUGGUUGAGGGUGAACCGACAUUUUCAGUCACGAGCGAAAAAGUUGCUUCAGAUUUUGGAACAAAUCAAACAAAUCAGAAGCUUCAUCAAACCAAUGGGUGAGAGGUGAAGGGUUGGAAUGAGGACAAACUGAAAAAGUGUGACAAAAGGAGAGGAGAUUUAGAAUUAUUGGAAAAUCAGAAAAUGCAACAUGUGGAGUGAGAAUACUAAAGAAUGAAACUACAGAGAAGAGAUAAAAAGAAAGGGAGGGAAAAUAAAGAAUAAACAAAAAUAAAAUUAUAUAAAAGUAGAUAAAUGAAUACCAGGGGGAAUUACGGAUACGGGCCCGACAUGCAAAAGAGGGAAGAAACAGCCCUUAUAAAGGCUGACGGGACCAACAGUGAUCAGAGGAAACAGAGGAAGUUAAAUAUAAAAUGAACGGGGACAAUUUAAGGGGACAUGGGAUAAAUAAAUAGAAUUAAACAGCUGGGAGGGGUAAAAGGGGAGAUGUGUACCAGAGUUCAUUCCAGAAAACAGUAAUCUUCAUUACAUUUUCUGUAAAUUGUAAUUUCGACAUGGUCUAAUGGUCAUAUGUUAUUUAAAUUAUUCUUCACGAAGGAAGAAUAAGAUAUUUAGAAUAACGGAAUUUGAUUUUUUAAAUUACACAUGGUUGAACAUAAAUGUUUACCAUACUGAAGCUCAAAAACAGAAUUAGAAUAAUCAAUACAUGGGUAAAUAUUGUUUCUAAACUUGUUAAACGUGGCAUUUUUCAAUAACUAGAAUUGGGGGUAGAAGUUUAAUGUUGGUUCAGAAGUGGUUUAACAUUCGUAUGCGAAUAAUCAAGACAUAUGAAUGCUGUGUGACAGCACACAUAUCCAGAUAAAUGGCCUGGAUGUCUACUGGGAUUAAUGUAACCUGGGAGGUGUUUGCUAGGAGGCCUCCCGAAUCCUUUAGGUACUGCUAUUAACCAACUUUGAAGAACGUAAUCUUCUCAAGUAACUAUUUCCAAAUGCUGCGAUGAAGAAUUCGAACUUUCUUCCGUGUUUCACAGUCGUAUGAAAGAGAACCUUUAACAUUGCUAUUAAAUAUUAUUAACUUCAUUUUAAGGAACAUAUUUUUGCUGGCACUUGGUAUAAAUGUACACAAAUUCAUGCGGGAAUAAAAUGUAUUUUCUUCCUUUGCGUUAGGUUAUGUUCUACAACUUUCACCUAAUCAAAAUUUCCGUGACUCAGAGCGAGAAAUGAAUGCUGUAGCUGGUACAUUGUGCCCUUGGGAACAAACUCUUCGUCAUAUUGGAAGUUAUUUUCGAGGUUUACUGCGUGUCUGUGCUGUCUGCUGCUUCCGGUUUGUUCUCACUACUACAUUUCUUGGUAGUCACGAAAUAAUACGAAUUCAAUAACGUUGUGAACUUUUGUGUAUAUUAAUACAUUUAAAUAUAUAAGAUUAUUUAGGAUGUGUGCAACUUUCUCUUUAGAUCCAAAAUAAUAAAGAGAAUAUUCACAUUUUAUCGCGCGUUGCAUAUGUUGUAAUAAAAUUUUAUGAAAAUACGCUUGUAAUUAUCCAUGAUGCAUGCUUUGGAGCUUUGUCUGUAAAUAUGAAAUAGACAUUGAGUUCGUUAGAAAGAAAAAUGUAUGUAUGGAAUAAAUUAUUCGUUAUACGUAUGUUGACAUGCAAACGUAUCUUCCUUAAGAGUGUGAAGAGUGUCGAAAUUUAUUUAGGCGUUACAUUUUUUAUUUGCUUGUGGUAAAUAAAUCUACCCAGAAUUAGCGUGCAUCUCCACUAAAUUAUAUUUGUACGAUGGAUAUCGACGUUUGGUUUUCGCUUAUCGAAAGUUCAAAAGCAGAUGCUGUGGCGAUCUGUUCAGCUCUUUUUAGAAUCCCGUUGUAUUAAGAGUGAUGUUGACCCGUGUCUGUUAUUGUUUUUAUGGAAAUUUAAGAUGUACAGGAAGAAGGAAUAUGUUAAUUCAAAGUGGUUCAAUACAGGAAGGAUCACUGUUUUAAUAAAAGAGCAAUUGAAUUUAUCUAAUAACAAUGUUAUUGAAUGUAGUAUAAUAUAUUAAUUUCAUGUUAGUGAGUUAACAGUUUUAAUAAACUUGUUCAUCAUAAUGUGUGCAUUGUGGAAGGGAAAAAAUUAUAAAAGUUCGAACGUU